Melanotaenia boesemani (Boeseman's rainbowfish) is the source of this 1588-nucleotide messenger RNA. RefSeq names its product tpd52 like 1 (gene tpd52l1). The record is from RefSeq and is a predicted model, not a curated record. Gene Ontology annotation, biological process: positive regulation of apoptotic signaling pathway; positive regulation of MAP kinase activity. The transcript has 11 exons. The coding region runs from base 140 to 1060 and encodes 306 amino acids. NCBI's taxonomy places the organism in Eukaryota, Metazoa, Chordata, Actinopteri, Atheriniformes, Melanotaeniidae. Gene Ontology annotation, cellular component: cytoplasm.
CUCCGCCCACACGAGCUUGCAUAGAGCAUGACAUCAAGGAAACCUGGGGUUGGUAGUGAUCCAACGAGUGGUACUACGCUUGCUGCCGACCCUCGUCUGUCCCAGAAGAGUAUUUGAGGAAUUCACCUGUAUCACACAAAUGGAAACUAGACAACAAGAAUUGUACUCUAGUGUUAUGAGUGAAGCAGUUGUGGACUGGGGCAACAUGGGCCCCGGAGAGGAAUGGGUUAACUCAGCCACUCAUGAGGGAGAGCAGGUUCGGAGGAGCUCUUAUGGGGAGGACUUGGCUCCAUUGGUUGAAAAUGGGGAAAACCUGGAAGAAUGGGGUAAAACCUCACCACCAGGGCAGGAUCAGUGGUGUCACACAUCUGUGUCCCACCAUGACAACUGGGUUAUGUCCACCACUUGGGAUAUGCAGCUGAUCAGCACAGAGAGAGGACACCUCGCUGAAGGAUUCCUUGACUCUGAACCUCUGAGAGAGGCAGAUGAAGAGUUAGUUUCAGAAGUGAAUCUGAACAACUCCAUCUUGACAGAGGAGGAGAGAGAAGAGAUACAGCAAGAGCUGGCUAAACUGGAAGAGGAGAUCAGUACAUUGAAGCAAGUUUUGUCAUCGAAAGAGAAGCAGCAUUCAGAACUUAAACAGAAGCUGGGCAUCACUCCUUUGAGCGAGCUCAAAAACAACUUCAGCAGAGGCUGGCAUGACAUGCAGACGUCCACGGCCUACAAGAAGACAUCAGAGACGCUGUCCACAGCAGGACAGAAAACCACAGCAGCCUUCAGUAACCUCGGCAACGCCAUCACCAGGAAGUUUGGUGACAUGAGACCCAACGCAGUAGGUUACUCUGUCAAACACUCUAUGAGCAUGCCCACCAUGAGAAACUCCCCCAGCUUCAAGUCUUUUGAGGAGAAAGUUGAGAGUACAGUUUAUAGUAUCAAGACCAAGGUUGGAGGUGCAGGGACUGGAGGCAGUUUUGAGGAAGUCCUCUCGUCUGCAGCGAAUGCCAGCUCCCAGGAAACGCCCACCAACAACUUGACGGACAGCUCUGAGAGGCCGUGUUAGAGUUACACCUGCACCGCAAGGCAGGAUUUGAACCAGAAACUGUAUCUCUGCUGUAUCACAGCACUUUCCUGUUUAUUUACUCAAAGUUCUGACUGAAAUGGCACACGAUGCUCUCAUUUGAUCAGUAUAGACAAUCUUGUGAGUCUCAUGGCACUUUGAUGAAAUUCCCUGCAAUCCCACAAUAUUAGAGUUGACCAAAGUAAUGUUUGCUUUACUUUUGUUUUUAAAUGAUCAGAACAGCUGUUUCUAAAAACAGACAGGAGUUAAUGAGACCUCACCAGGAGAAUACUGGAUGCAAUGAGACUUUAGUGUUUUUUUUCUACAUUUACAGUGUGUCUAGGGGUUCUUGGUGGAUUUGACAUCAGCAAUGAUAAAUGACAUCUGUGUUCCAACUAGCAGUUAAACAAUAAGUAACAUGAAAGGAGGAUGAGCAGAUUUUUUUUAUUUUUUUUGUAAAGACAAGAUGAAAUAACCAUGUUGGAUCAACAGAAAGUUAUCAACACAAAAAACUCUAAUAAUAAUAAUAAA